AUGUGCAGGCACUACGUGGUGCUCUUCCCCUCUACCUUCUACUACCCAUACACGGGCAAGGUGCACGUCCACCUCAUGGACCUGGAUGCACCUGUGAGGGUCAGCCUCCACCUGGAAAGCAGCCACCGUGUCCCUGACGUUGUCCUGGAGGAGCAGGGCAGUGGUGUCCUGCAGCUGGACUGGCCUCGCUUCCUCAACAUCUCUGCUGGUCACGACGAGUUCUACGAGACAGCAGAGCUGCAGCUCUCCAUCCAGGGAGGCUCCCUGCAGGUCUUCAGGAAGAAGUCGGUUCUGCUGGAGCCCAUGGAGCUGGGAGUGCUGUUCCAGACAGAUAAGGAUUCCUACGAGCCUGGGCAAACUGUGAAGCUUCGAAUCGUCUGCUUGGACCACAACUUGAUGCCCAGCAACAAGGAGCUUCCCUUGGUGGCCAUAAAGGACCCCAACUUUGAGCCUGUGAAGACGUGGCAGAAGGUGAGGCCACUGCAGGGCAUCGUGGAGCUGUCCUACCUGCUGCCCUCGGACUCUGAGCUGGGCACCUACACCAUCUCGGUGGGCAGGAGGAGCCGCGAGUUCAGCGUGGAGAAGCAGGGGCUGCCGCACUUCGCAGUGCUGCUCCAGCUGCCCCGCAGCGUCACGGUGGAGGACACGAAGAUCCCAGUGGGAGUCUGCGGGCGCCAUCCACCCACCUCCUCCUCCCUGGACAGGAACCCGUCAGGGAAACCUUUCCGGGGAAAGGCUGAGGCCAAGCUGUGCCAGUACAGACGCCUCCCGGAGGGAGCCACCAGCAUCUGCGCUGUCUUUAGGGGCCAGACAGGGAGGGACAGCUGCUUCUUCACCGAGGUGCCAACGGCUCCCUUCGACCUCAGCAGCCCCCACUCCAAGCAGCACCUCUAUGCCUUCGGCUGGCUGCAGCAGCAGGGCACUGGGCUGCAGCACACAGCCAUCCAAACCUGCAAGAUCGUGAAGGAAACAGCCACAAUCAGCUUCCAGAGCUCUGAGUUCUACAAGCCUGGGGUUCCCUACACAGCCACGAUGAUGCUGAAGGGACCCAAAGGCUCAGUGCUAAGGGGGCAGGAGUUCUUCCUUGUGAUCAACAACGUGACAGGAGUGCUGGGGAUGCAAAGCCUGCUCACAGAUGAGUUGGGGAGAGCCUCUGUGCAGCUGGACACCUCUGGCUGGAGUGACAAGAUCACCCUGCAUGGUGCAUUCAAGGAUGAUCCUCCAGCUGCAGAGCCUGAAAUCCUGGGCCAGUCCUACUACCAAAGUGUGGUUCACCACCUCUACCCCACCUCCUCGGGUGGAAGAAGCUUCCUGAGGAUCCACAGGGUGGCAAAGGAGCUGCCUUGUGGCCAGCCCCUGCAGCUGGAGGUGGACUACCUGUUGGAGCAGGAGGCUGUGGGGAUGGAGCUGCACAGCUUGGAUGUGGUCUUCCUGGUCCUGGCCAAAGGGGCCAUUGUCACUGUCCUCAGGAAAGAGCUGACUGCAGAGCCUGGGCUGAGAGGCUCCUUCUCCCUGGAGCUGCCCAUCAGCCUGCAGCUGGCACCCAGGUUCAGGGUGCUUGGCUACAUGGUGCUGCCCCAUGGUGAGAUGGUGGCUGACAGCACCAAGUUCAACGUGACCAAGUGCUUCCCCAGCCAGGUGAACCUCUCCUUCUCAGAGCAGAGGGCUGUGGUGGGCUCACAGCUCCACCUGAAGCUGCAGGCUGCCCCAGGCUCACUCUGUGCCAUCUACAGCCUGGACCAACGCACUCAGCCCUCUGGUUCCAAGGCCAAGCUCAACCCUGACUUGGUCUAUGCCACAAUCCCCAGGUUCUACCCAGACACCCACCCGUUUGCAGCAGGAGAGAAUGACCUCCCCCUCUGCCCACAGAGUGGGUUUUGGGAACCCAUUGUAUCUCUGCCAUCCACCAGCUGCUUUGAAGUGCCAGGCAAAGACAGCUGGAAACGUUGCCUCCACAACCUGGUGCCCAGGUCUGCAGAGGUGCCAGGCUCUGCCACCCUGCUCAAGGAUUCACGUUUGAAAAUCAUCACCAACACCCACCUGGGUUGUGCCUCCAAGGGUUGGUACCAGACAUUUGAAAGCUCUCUCUUCACCAAAGGAGAGAACCUGGAGGACAUUGAGCAAGCAGGGGUCCUGCAGGACACAGGGAUGCAGAGCAAUUGGUUGAGGACGUGGCUGUGGGAGCUGGUCCCUGUGGGGGAGAGUGGCUCCGCGGAGCUGGCAGUGACAGUGCCCGACACCAUCACCACCUGGGAAGCUGGCAUGCUCUGCACGUCUGCACUGGGCUUGGGGCUGGCUCCUGCCACCACCCUGGCAGCCUUCAAGCCCUUCUUCGUGGAGCUGGCACUGCCCCACUCCGUGGUGCACCAGGAAGCCUUCACCCUGGUGGCCACCGUCUUCAGCUCCCUGCAGCAGUGCCUGCGGGUCCAGGUGACACUGGUGGCACCCGUGGAGCUGGAGAUGCUGGCAGGCACAAGCAGGUCCUCCAGAGGCUGCGUCUGCCCGGAGGGACCCAGGACCUUCCGCUGGAGCCUGCGAGCCACCAGCCUGGGGCAGGCCAUUGUCACGGUGACUGCCAGGACCUUGCCCUCCGGGAAGCUCUGUGGCACACAGGUGCCCGCGGUGCUCAGCCAGGAGCAGGUGGACACCGACACCAGGCUGCUGGUGGUGCAGCCUCCAACAUCGAAGUGAAGGAAAACUGCAGCUGCCUCCUGUGCCUCCCACAGCCCUGUCAUACCCUCCAGGCACCCAUCCCCAGGGCUGGCAGCCUCUUCCCAUCCCCUGCUCCCCUUCACCUGACCCAGCCUGAGCAAUGUGGUUGAGAUGAAGACUCUGAGCCCUCCACAGAGUCCUGGUUUGAGUCUCCUCCACCUGACCCAGCCUCAGCAGUGUGGUUGAGAUGAAGACUCUGAGCCCUCCACAGAGUCCUGGGUUGAGUCUCCUCCACCUGACCCAGCCUGAGCAAUGUGGUUGAGAUGAAGACUCUGAGCCCUCCACAGAGUCCUGCUCUGAGCUAAUGCCACUGCAGCCCCUUGGAGAGAGGUGAGAGCAGGUGAGCAGAGCCUGGGCUGGCAGCAAGGCUUGGGAGAUGAGUGGAGGCCUGAGGGCUGGGCAUGGAGAGGGUGCUCAGGGGUGCCCUGGGUGCAGCCCUGUGCCCACUCAACCAGGCUGGAAAAUGGAGACAUAUUCAAGUGGGCUAAGGGAAGUGGAAGCAGCAAAAUGUUUCUCUUGCAAGAAAGCUUCUUUUGGUCAGGCUCUUGCCCACCACUGCUGACCAGAACUCAGCUGGUGUCAGAAGCUCAGCUCUGCUCAGUGGUGGCCCAGAGGGGCUGCAUCUUCUCUUUGCUGUGCUGAAUAAAGAGCUGAAC
Pogoniulus pusillus (Red-fronted tinkerbird) is the source of this 3368-nucleotide messenger RNA. RefSeq names its product alpha-2-macroglobulin-like protein 1. The transcript is spliced from 22 exons. Gene Ontology annotation, molecular function: endopeptidase inhibitor activity. The record is from RefSeq and is a predicted model, not a curated record. Bases 1 to 2691 code for a protein of 896 amino acids. NCBI's taxonomy places the organism in Eukaryota, Metazoa, Chordata, Aves, Piciformes, Lybiidae.